AUGGUGCGACCAUUGACACCAGUUUUGCAAAAAAUUGCCAUUGAUGAACUGCAUGAAGAUCCCGAGCGUGUUGCAGCAGAUAUUGAAGCUUUGAAGACAUGGAUUAGUCAACAGCCUCAUUUAAGGGCACGUACCGAUGAUCAAUUCCUUUUGGCAUUUUUGCGUGGCUGCAAAUUUAGUUUGGAAAAGGCCAAAUCGAAAAUUGAUCGUUAUUAUAUGCUGAGAUCGAAGUUUCCCGAACUGUUUUCUUUGCGGGAUGUCAAGAAUCCACACAUUGAGGAAAUAAUUAAAUUGGGCAUUGGCUUGGUACUGCCCACCCCAUUAAAUGAAACAGGACCAAGAAUUUUAUUGAUACGCAAUGGCUGCUAUGACCCCUCGAAAUAUAACUUUGCCGAUAUUAUGCGUGUUGCCCAGGCCUGUAAUGAAAUUCUAAUGUGGGAAGAUGAUUAUGCCAUUGUUAAUGGUUUUGUACACAUUAUGGAUCUGAAGGGUUGGACCAAGGAGCAUUUCUUUCAGGUUACACCAAGUUUAAUGAAGAAAAUGACUGUAUAUUCAGAGGAGGCUAUGCCCUUGAGACCAAAGGCCUCACAUGCCAUUAAUGCUCCAUCGAUAUUUGAAUCUGUUUUCAAUAUGCUAAAGCCAAUGAUGUCCAAGAAACAAGUGGAUAGGAUGGUCAUCUAUGGUUCCAAUAUUGAAAAAAUGUACGAAAAAAUCCCCUUGAAAUAUUUACCCAAAGAAUAUGGUGGUGAAAAUGGUUCUAUACCGGAAAUAAUCGAUACAUGGCAUAAGAAAUUCUUGGAAUAUAGUGAUUACUUUGCUGAGGAUGCUAAAUAUGGUACCGAUGAACAAUUAAGACCCGGUAAACCUGUAGAUUUUGAUAAUUUGUUUGGAAUGGAGGGGUCAUUUCGUAAAUUGAAUGUGGAUUAA
Molecule: messenger RNA, 927 nt
Organism: Musca vetustissima
Lineage: Eukaryota; Metazoa; Arthropoda; Insecta; Diptera; Muscidae
Product: alpha-tocopherol transfer protein-like
Exons: 3
Coding region: 1-927 (308 amino acids)
Cellular component (GO): membrane
Molecular function (GO): phosphatidylinositol bisphosphate binding
Source: RefSeq, a predicted model, not a curated record